This is a messenger RNA of Mytilus californianus (California mussel), 2432 nucleotides long. RefSeq lists its product as uncharacterized. The coding region runs from base 789 to 2258 and encodes 489 amino acids. Gene Ontology annotation, cellular component: lysosome. NCBI's taxonomy places the organism in Eukaryota, Metazoa, Mollusca, Bivalvia, Mytilida, Mytilidae. The record is from RefSeq and is a predicted model, not a curated record. Gene Ontology annotation, molecular function: cysteine-type peptidase activity. The transcript has 10 exons. Gene Ontology annotation, biological process: proteolysis.
AAAUUACCCUACACAGAACGUUGGACACUUUUGGAUCAUUUAAAUUUAGAUAAAGGACAUUAACCUCAAUUAAAAAUGAAAUAGGGAUUUAAGUGGUAUUUAAUCGGCGUAUCAAUCCACCUCGAUCCAGUGUUUGAUAAAGUCUUAGUACAAUACACUAUAAUUAUAGAUAAAAGUAAAGAUAUAUUCUCAUGGUGUUUUGGCCUACAAUUAUCUAUGUCAUCCAUUACAUACCUGAGUAAUUUAACCUUCAAAUGGGAUACAGCUUCAUGUAUCAUAUGUACAUGUAGUAUAUUUUAUAGCUUGAUAUAAAAUAUUCCACAUAUAGGUUGACGAGGUAGAUUAGACCUCAGCGCGCACCAACAAUUACCGCCGACUAAUCCUAGAAUAACCGUCUGGAAUAUAAAGUAAAAACAAAAAUAUUACAUGUUUGAUAUUUUGAGGACUAAUUUGAAAAUUUGAUUUAGGAUUUCAAUAACUGUAACUUUGGAUUAAAAUAACAGCGCACUCAUCUUUGUGUAGCUUUGAUUUACACAAAAUUUCGUGGACAUUAUUACUGUGACAUUAUUUUAAAGGAAAGCAUUCUUGGUAAAGUGGUAUUAUUUUUGUGUAUUGUAAGUAAAAGCAGGAUAUUUAAUAAGUACUUUUUAAGUAAAUAGUAAGGUAAAGCGUUGAACGGAAAUACAGUUUUCUAUUUCAAUACAAUUAUAGAUGUAAUGAAGUAAUAACCGACCAAGUAUAUUUGUAACAAAUUAUUUCAUAUACUCAGGGACAAAAUAAUAUUAGAAAUGCCUAAACUUGGAAUAAUUGUUCUUGCAAUUGGAAUUGUGCUUACUUUAUUUAAUACUUCGCUUUGUGAUAAACGUUUGAAUAGACAGAAACGUUUUAUUGAAAUGGCCGAUGAUGUGAGAGGCCCUUACUGUGAGACAAAGCCCGGGGGUCCGUGUUGUCCCGGGAGGGAUGACCAAUGUACAGUACCGAUAUUAGACAGUAUUUGUUAUUGUGAUAUGUUUUGUAAUAUUACUGCCAGUGAUUGUUGUCCAGAUUUCCAGAGAAUUUGUAUAGGAGGAAAUCCAGAGCCUAUUACACGCGGUUGUAGAGUUAAUGGUAUAGAAUAUAGAGUGGGUUCAGUGUUCAAAAACAAUUGUAACCAGUGUACAUGCCGCCGGAACCCUUCCAAUCCAAACCAGGCGGAACUGAGAUGUACUGACGAUGUAUGCUUAGUACAACCAGACAUGAUACAGCUUGUCAACAAUGGAAACUAUGGGUGGAAAGCUGCAAAUUAUUCGUUUUUCUGGGGAAAGACUUUGAAUGAUGGUAUAAAAUACAGACUCGGAACCAUGCCACCAAGUGACCAAGUUCUCAAUAUGAACCCUAUAAUAAUGGACAGUGUUGAUCAACCUCCACAAUCCUUUGAUUCCCGUCAAAAAUGGCCGAAUUAUAUACAUCCUGUUAGAGAUCAAGGAGACUGUGCUGCAUCAUGGGCGUUUUCUACAGCCGCUGUUGCAUCUGACCGCCUGGCAAUUGAAUCAGAAGGGGUCUUACCAGAGGAGUUAUCUCCACAACAUCUUAUUUCCUGUAACGUAAAAGGACAGCUUGGUUGUGAGGGUGGAUACCUCGAUAAAGCUUGGUGGUUUUUACGAAAGAAUGGAAUAGUAACAGACAGUUGUUAUCCAUACGAAAGCGGUUCAACAAAUAACGCUGGCUUUUGUAAAAUGAGAAAGAGUAAAAACUAUAGAAACGUAACCUGUCCAAAUUCUGGAGAAGAACUGCUAGAAAAGAUAUUACACUCAACUCCGCCAUAUAGAAUAAGAAGUAACGAAAGAGAAAUUAUGAUGGAGAUAAUGAAAAAUGGACCAGUACAAGCCAUUUUGAAAGUAAAAGAAGAUUUCUUUAUGUAUAAGAGCGGAGUAUAUAGUUACAGUAGAAUUCAACCAGACAACAUGGCUCAUGAUGACAAAGGUUACCACUCUAUAAGGAUAAUUGGCUGGGGUGUUGAGCGACAGUCCAGUGGUGUAGAAUUAAAGUACUGGCUUUGCUUGAACUCAUGGGGAAUGCAGUGGGGUGAAGAUGGCUCGUUUAGGAUUAGGAGAAAUGUGAAUGAAAGCAAUGUAGAGGCUGUGAUAUUAGGGGCUGACAUAACAGUGCGGCUUGUUAAUACUGAACAUCCGGGCAUACUGAGGAGAGAUGGGUUGUAUAAUGUAUAUAAUAGAGAAAGAGGAAAGAAAAGACGAACAACCCCUAAACCCCUUGUCUAAUUAGGGAACAUUGAAUAAUGGCAUGCUGUUCAUAGAAAACAAUAAUGUGCUUAAACUUAAUGCUUCAGCAUUUAAUCAUCAUUUUUCCACAUCAAAUUAUCAAUGUAUCAUAAAAUAUAUUUUUCAAAUGCUUAUUUUCUAUAUUAACCUUAUAUACUAUCAAAAACACUGCCG